This is a messenger RNA of Didymodactylos carnosus, 825 nucleotides long. The record is from the annotation of a GenBank genome assembly. NCBI's taxonomy places the organism in Eukaryota, Metazoa, Rotifera, Eurotatoria, Philodinida, Philodinidae.
AUGGCUUCAGCCGUGCCUGUGAAAAAUAGUCCGCCCGAGAAUAGUCCUCGAUCUGGAAAAGUAUUUACUAAAAUACUGUUAAAAGGACAAAAACAUUUCAUUGCUGGUACUUUACCAACGACAAAUAAGUUGAAAAAAGCACUAAAACCAAAUGUUUCUCCUGCGUCUGUCGGCAGAGUGUUUUGGACGUCGGAUUCCUUCAAUUAUUAUUGUUCCGCAUCCGUUAUUACAUCGAACAAUAAAAAUUUAAUUAUAACUGCUGGUCAUUGUUGUUACGAUACGGGUACGAAAUCAUUCACAGUUAACAAACAAUGGAUAUUUGUACCCCAAUAUAAUAAUGGCAAUGCACCGUACGGACAAUGGGUCGGUCAAAGUCAGCAUGUAUUGGACGGUUGGUUAAGUCAACAAAAUGUAAAUGCUGAUGUUUGUAUGUGUAUUUUAUCGACAAAUAAUGGUAAACGUAUAUCGAAGGUGGUAGGAUCACAAGGAAUAGGAUGGAAUUAUUCAAACUUAAAUUAUAUAUAUUCAUUUGGGUAUCCGUACAAUAUUAACAACGGACAAAUCAUGAGUUAUUGCGCGACAAAAACAGUAGCUCCACUUCUUACUGCCGGAGCAGAUCACAAAGGACAACGAAUAUUAUGUACAAUGAGCCAAGGAUGCUCGGGUGGACCAUGGCUAAAAAAUUUUAGUACAUCUACUGGCCUUGGCAUUGUGAUAUCAGUCAAUAGCUUUGCAAUAGAAGGAAUUUCUGGUUAUUUAUACGGACCUUACUUUGAUAACAGCGUUAUGUCUUUAUACAACCACUGUCAAAAUAAACAAUGGUAG